AUGGGUAGCUUUCUAUGGCUUCUGAGCGAUACCGACCUCCAAGUGAACACCGUCAACGGCCGCGCGCGCACGUAUGAGCAGCUGGAAAGAGCACGGGAGGCUGCCCUGGAGGCUGGUGUGCCCAAAGCCGAGGUUGGAGGACUGAGUAGCCCUCGAGUGCGCUUCAUGCCUGUGGUGCACUUUGUCUACGAGACGGUGAAGAACCAUCACGAUUCGGUCUUUCAGCGAGAGGAUGCGGCCCUCCUGGCGGUGGAGUUCUCCGCAGAGGAGGUGGGGCAAUUCCGAGAGCUCUUCAACACCUUGGUGCAGCAGAGAGAUGAGGAGCUGGAGGCGGCAGCGAAGAGAGCCCGAGAACAGCCCAAGAUCGGCCGACGGCUUUCUGCCGUGCAGGCUGCACAGGUCUUGGCCGAGGCGGAGGAGGCCCAGCGACUUCAGAAAGAGAGGGAGCUGACCCUGGGCAGUGUGAUCCGGCGGCUCACACAUGUGGCUCGAGUGCCAGGGAGCGAAAUCGUGAAGAUGAUGGCCAUGAUGGGUGUCAAGAUGUCUGCCACGCUGCGGCAAGAGCUCAUGGACAGGACGGCGGAGUUCUCCGACUGCCCGGAGGAAGGCUUGGACUUCCCGGGCUUUCUGCAACUCAUGCAGUGGAUGGUCGGCAGCAACUUCGGGAACAUCAACGGAGCAGCGGAGCGCACCGUGAAGUCCCAGGGGCUCAUGGACAAGAACGGUCGUCUCCAAGCCGGACUGGUCUUCGGGAAGUUUGGGCACAUGGACAGCGUCACCGUGCGCAGCAGGCGCACCGUGCAGCAAGACACGGUGGACUUGGCCGCGAUUGGUCUUGAAACCUGA
This is a messenger RNA of Durusdinium trenchii, 846 nucleotides long. Lineage: Eukaryota; Dinophyceae; Suessiales; Symbiodiniaceae. The record is from the annotation of a GenBank genome assembly.